CCAGAGAUCAUUAGUCUCAGGCUGUGAGUGCAAAUUGUGCAAACAGUAUCACUCUCAAGUGUUUCUCACCGAGAAACUAGACGCGACUUAACAGUCUGUGUUCGAAUGUAUCCAACACUACUUUGACCCUUGAGCUAAGUAUAGAGUAGAAAUCCAUCUAGAAACAACUUUUCAAAAUGUCCUGCGAUGCGAAAGAAAUUUCGAAGAAACUCGGACAGAAGUCCGACUGGCGAGCAUGGCAACUUGCCAUACGUCAGGAAGCUAGCCGUCUCGGCCUGCUUCAAAACUACACGAAUGUAGUCGGCAUUCCGGCAGCUCCUCAUGGUAUUCCUAACGGAGUUACCAAUCGGGAGGAAACAAUUCGGCAGAAGUGGCGCAACCUGAAAGAUGCGAUUAUUCGUAGUCUGAAAGGUGCCGCUGCGUCGUUCAUCAACAACCAGAACGAUAAUGGGCAGGUGGAUGCGAUGGAUGCAGGUGAGGUUGUUGUGCUCCUUCGUGAUGUAGGACACUUCGAUCAAAACAACCGUCAGGAACAACGGAUGAAAGUAAAACCGCUUACGGAUGGCGUGUUGAAGUUCCACAACGCGGAUCAACCUGCAGAUGUCACAGGAUUCUUGUCGAAAGUCCGAGACAUCAUGAACCAGUCGCCCACCGUGUACCCGCCGGAAGCAGGAGUGCCAGAAAGUGACCAACAAAAUGGUGCACUGCUACAGAAGUUGCCAGAGCUGUUCUGCAAGAACUUCAAGGCAACGAUCGAACGCAUGCAGGAAGAAGAUGGUCUGACAUUUGACCAGAUUGGUGACCGACUUGAAAAGCGUCUUGCGACGUUGAUCGAGGAGGGAACCUACAAAGUUGAGAACGAUUCCUUCGGGAAGGCGUUCCCGGUCAAUGUUCAGGAGACCUCGAAUAAGCGUUCUCGUGAAGAGGAAGAUGACGAGGAAAAGGCCAAUGAAGGUGGUAAGAUCUUUCUGUCUAAAAGUGCUCUCAAGCGCUUCAAGGCAAACACAAAGAAGAAGAUCGCCGCCGAGGUCUAUGCCUCCAAUUCGAACGGCAAAGGAAAGCCGCAGAACAAAAAUAAUAAAGGUUCUGGAAAACAAGAUACCCGUCCAGUCUGUUGGAUCUGCAACAAACCGGGUCACAAAUCCGCGUCUUGUUGGAAGAAUCCACAGAACCAGGCAAACUGGAACUGGAACACCAAUUCCCAAUCUAGUAGUGCUAUGGGUAAAGGUGGAAAGGGUAAUGGCAUGGUUCACAUGUCCCAAGUUGCGGAGCUGUGGCAAGCUCUCAACGGCGGAAAGCAGAGCUGAGUUGCGGAACCGGUGGAAAGCGGAUUUUGCUCGCUGA
This is a messenger RNA of Amoebophrya sp. A25, 1344 nucleotides long. The record is from the annotation of a GenBank genome assembly. NCBI's taxonomy places the organism in Eukaryota, Dinophyceae, Syndiniales, Amoebophryaceae.